UUGAAAAAUGUAUUCGGGUGUUACCAUUUAGUGGUCAAUUGUACGGAAUAUGUACUGUACUGUGUAAACUGUAUUGUGUAUUCUCUUCCUUUGCAAUCUGCUAGUAAAAGUUUCAAUCGAUCAAUCAAAAAAACCUGCAAAUCAGAUGGAAAUGUAUGUCACAGCCCUUAUGCGACAUUUCCAUCGACAAUAUAUUAAAAUGUGUUUUAUUUUCAUACGUCAAGAUCCCAGAACUCUCCAAAAUACCAACUGUUAAAUUAAAAUAAAAUAAAUAAAAUGAAAUAUAAUAAAUCAUGUAACCAGUAUUUGUUGAAAUUCGGUUUCAAAGCCAAAGGGAGCCACGGUGGAGGCAUGAAAGAGCCGCAUGCGGCUCCAGAGCUGCGGGUUGCAGACCCCUGGUAUAGGUGAAGUGAUGUGAAUUAUAUUUACAUAGCGCUUUUCUCUAGUGACUCAAAGCACAAGUUACAUUUUUAAACCAGGGAGGGGUGACACGCUUCUGUUACCUGAUAGUGAUGCGUUUGUGGUCCAUUUGAAACAUCCUCAGCAUGAGUUUUUGCUCUUGCUAUUAAAAAAAACUGUAUUUUAUCAUUCGUCCUGCAGUUUCACAUGUUGAACUCUUAGGGACGCUGUAGUCCGUGAUGUCGCUGAUACAGCAGCCGUGCCUCCAUUAAAAGAAGACAGCUUACAGAGGAAAAAAGGCAAACCACAGGAAGAGACGCUUUGGACCGCAGCACAUAACCUCACUGGGACUAUUUUGUGACAUUUAUUGAGGAAUAACAGACCCGAUCCACUCGUUGUUGGGAUAUAUUGUCUUUUGGAUUCGUUUUAGGCAGCACUGAGGUGUGUUUCUGACCUGAACGUGAUGCCAAGGAGAACAAUGAGACGGCAAGUAGUGUUUUUCAUCUCCUUGCUGUUCAUCGGCGCUGCAUCCGCGCAGAUCAACUAUUCCAUCCGUGAGGAAAUGCAAGCGGGCUCCUUAGUGGGACAUAUAGCCGAGGAUUUGGGUAUGGGCGUGCAGAGACUGAAGGCACGCAAUGCUCGUGUUUAUUUUGGUGAGAGCAAACAAUACAUGGAGCUGAAUAAAGACAGGGGCGUUCUCCUCAUUAAGGAGCGGAUAGACCGAGAGGCGCUUUGCGCGCAGUCGACGCCUUGCGCGCUCCACUUUCAGAUUAUUCUAGAGAACCCCAUCGAGUUUUAUAAAAUAAUUGUGGAGCUUGUGGACAUCAACGACCACGCCCCUGCCUUCGAGAAGGGCGACAUUAAAUUCAAAAUAAGCGAAUCUGCAGUGAUAGGCUCGAAAUUUGAUUUGGAACCGGCGGUGGAUCUUGAUGUUGGAAUGAAUGGACUCCAAACGUACGUUCUGGAACCGUCUGAUAAUUUUGCAUUAAAGCUGCAUGAUCAAGCAGACGGCUCCAGGAGCGUCGAGAUGGUUUUAAAGCAAAGUCUGGACAGAGAGAAAAAGGAGCAUUUGCGUCUUGUGCUGACGGCUGUUGAUGGAGGAGAGCCGCAGUUGUCUGGCACGAUGCAGAUUCUUAUCACCGUGUUAGAUGUUAAUGAUAACGCACCUGUAUUUACUAAACCUGUUUAUAAAGCUACGGUUGCAGAAAAUACCCCCAAAGGCACCAUCGUGACAAAAGUCAGCGCGUCAGAUGCUGAUCAUGGAGCAAAUAGUAAAAUAAUAUAUUCAAUAAGAAAUACCAUGGGCGAUGUAAAACAUUUGUUUAACAUAAAUGAGCACAGUGGUGAAGUCACGCUGAUUGGAAAUGUAGACUACGAGAAAUCCCGCAACUAUCAAAUUAAUGUGCGCGCGAGUGACGAUGGCGGACUGACGGACAGCUGCAAAGUAAUCGUGGACAUCGUGGACGUGAACGACAACAGCCCGCUGAUCGACGUCAUGUCUAAGACGAAUGUCAUAUCCGAGGACGUCCGCGGCGAAACCGUUGUGACUAUCAUUAACGUUCAAGAUCAAGAUGAUGGCGAGAAUGGAAAAGUAGAGUGUGCGAUGAAUCAAAAUAUCCCCUUUGUGUUAAAGUCAACUGAUACUAAUUUCUACAGUUUAGUGACGGACGGUGAAUUGGACCGAGAGAGGUCAAGUGAGUAUAACAUCACAGUGAUGUGCUCCGAUGAGGGAGUGCCCUCCCUCUCCAGCAGCGUCACUCUCACCUUACACAUCUCAGAUGUGAACGACAACGCACCUGUCUUUGAGAGGAGCUCUUAUGAGGCCUCCAUUGUAGAAAACAACACUCCAGGUCUUUCUAUAUUCACAGUGAAAGCCAGAGACGCUGACUGGAACCAGAACGCUCGCCUCUCUUACAUGCUGGAGGACUCCUCUGUUAACGGAGUGCCAGUCUCCUCAUAUGUGUCUGUUAGUGCUGAUAGUGGAGUCAUCCAUGCAGUGCGCUCUUUUGACUACGAGCACCUGAAAGACUUUAAUUUCCGCGUCAGAGCUCAGGAUGGAGGUUCUCCUCCUCUCAGCAGCAACGUGAGCGUUCGCAUCCUGAUCCAGGACCAGAACGACAACGCCCCCCAGGUCCUGUACCCGGUCCAGACGGGCGGCUCGGUGCUGGCUGAAAUGGUGCCUCGUUCAGCAGAUGUGGGCUAUCUGGUGACUAAAGUGGUGGCUGUGGAUGUGGACUCUGGACAGAACGCUUGGCUCUCCUAUAAAGUGCACAAAGCCACAGACAGGGCGCUGUUUGAAGUGGGCCUACACAAUGGAGAAAUAAGAACUGUCCGCCAAGUCACUGAUAAAGAUGCCGUCAAACAAAGACUGAGUGUUCUAGUGGAGGACAACGGGCAGCCCUCUCGUUCAGCUACAGUCAUUGUUAACGUGGCGGUGGCGGACAGCUUCCCUGAAGUGCUGUCAGAGUUCACUGACUUUAGCAUGCACGACAAGGAGUACAAUGACAAGCUGACUUUUUACUUAGUCUUGGCAUUGGCUGUGGUCUCCUUCCUCUUCAUCACCUGCUUGCUGCUCAUCAUAUCAGUCAAAGUGUACAGGUGGAGACAGUCUCGGGUCCUGUACCACUCCAACCUCCCUGUCAUUCCAUAUUAUCCACCACGUUACUCAGACACUUUGGGGACAGGGACUCUCCAACACGUGUACAAUUACGAGGUGUGCAGGACCACAGACUCCAGAAAAAGUGACUUUAAGUUGGACAGAGCUGCGAGUCACAACGUGCUGGUAAUGGACCCCAGUUCUACAGGAACCAUGCAGAAGAUACACAGUGAAAGGAACAUCCUGGAUGAACCUGACUCUCCUUUAGAGGUUGGUCACUUCUGUUUUAUUUGAGUUCCACACUAAAUGUUUUUAUUUACCUGUCGUAUGGUUGUGGAUAAUGUUGCGUUUUGGACCAGUUGUUCCUCCCAGGGAAUUCAAGUCACAAGUCGCUCCCAAGCUCUUUACGACACUUAAAGCUGAGUUGAAAAACCACCAGAGACAGAAUAGGUAUUGUGUAAUAUAUUUUCAAAGCUUUGCAGAUAUACAUUUUGGACCAGUCCAGCAUAGAACAUUCUAUCGUCCCGCCAAACUGGUCUGUCUCCCCCCCGAAACACCCUCUCCCCUCUUAAGUCGCAGGCAGUCAUCUUUCUCUAGCCAAAACAAAUGCUUAUUAUCGCUCUCUCUAACAUUCCUCACUUCAAGGUUAAGCACACAGUUUUGCAGACAACCAAAAGACCACAUUUGGAAGAAAAACACUAGCUGUUUUGUAAUAUGACAAUGAAAUCAAAAGAAGUAACAUUUAAAUUCGGAUAUAUGUAAAUAUCUGCCUCCGACAAUAACUAAAAAUGUUCUCCACAUGAGCUGUGGAUCUUUGAUCAGUUCUUUCCUUCUUCGGUGUAUAAAUAUAGGCAGAAGGUUGUGUCUUGGUGUAGGUUUAAAGUUGUCCUAUACACUUUUUUACAUAUGGUGGUUUAAGCAGUGCUCUGUGAGAUGUUCAAAGCUUGGGAAACUGCAUUGUUGACUUACUUUGUUUUAAAAUUAUCCACAAAUUUUUCUCUUACAAGUUUGGUUGGUCAUUUGUGUUUUAUUUGAGUUCUACACUAAAUGUUUUUACUUACCUGUCGUAUGGUUGUGGAUAACUAAAAAUGUUCUCCACAUGAGCUGUGGAUCUUUGAUCAGUUCUUUCCUUUUUCGGUGUAUAAAUAUAGGCAGAAAGUUGUUUCUUGGUGUAGGUUUAAAGUUGUCCUAUACACUUUUUUUUUUACAUAUGGUGGUUUAAACAGUGCUCUGUGAGAUGUUCAAAGCUUGGGAAAUUGCAUUGUUGACUUACUUUGUUUUAAAAUUCUCCGCAUUUUUUUCUCUUACAAGUUUUGCAAGCUCCUUGGACGUCAUGAUGUUUGCUCUUUUUUUCUCUCAAUAAUUCUCUGAGGCCAUCACAUAAUAGCUGCAUCUUUUCUGAGGUUAGAUUAAACACAGCUGGACUCAAUUUUAAAUAUUAUGUCAAUAUUUGAUCAUUCAGCAAUCGUCAGACAACUUCUAAAGGCAAUUGCUUGCACUCAAAGCAGGCUGAUUCCUUUUACUUUUUCUAUUUGAAAACACAAUUGUCCUUCGACUUCACAAUUUGGUGCCAGUCUGUGUUGUUCUUUCACAUAAAAUUACAAUAAAUUAUAUUUACGUUCCUGGUUGUGACGUACCAAAUGUGGAACGCUUCAAAACAUAUGAAUAUUUUAUACUAGCCACUGUUUAUGCACGUGGGCUAUUGCUAGUGGCUGAUGUCAGCUCUUUGUUUUACUCUUAACCUGACUCUUCCUUUAGAGGUUGGUCACUUGUGUUUUAUUUCAGUUAUAGUAACUGUUUUUAUUUGCCUAUACCAGGGGUGGGCAACCUUUACCAGUCAAAGAGCCAUUUUGACCAGUUUCACAAAUUAAAGUAAACAAUGGGAGCCACAAAAAUCUUUUGAAAUUUAACAUGAAAUAACACUGUUUACAAAGUUUUUUUUUUGCUUUGUGCUAUGUAUUAACCAAGGGUCUCAGACACGCGGUCCGCACCUUAACAUGAAAAUUCAAUGGUAGUGCGGCCCGCGUGUUUUAUAUGGAUGACGCUUGACAGCGUCAUACUUGACAAGCCGUAGUCUGUCGAUUUUUCCAGCAUACUACUACUUUCAGGACAACUAUUCUCCCAAAUGUGCCGUGAUGGUACAGCAUUUAGCGCUCAUUACAACC
This is a messenger RNA of Nerophis lumbriciformis (worm pipefish), 5160 nucleotides long. The record is from RefSeq and is a predicted model, not a curated record. Lineage: Eukaryota; Metazoa; Chordata; Actinopteri; Syngnathiformes; Syngnathidae.